Messenger RNA from Vigna angularis (adzuki bean), 1254 nucleotides. RefSeq names its product protein MAINTENANCE OF MERISTEMS-like. The record is from RefSeq and is a predicted model, not a curated record. Bases 1 to 1254 code for a protein of 417 amino acids. The transcript has 7 exons. Lineage: Eukaryota; Viridiplantae; Streptophyta; Magnoliopsida; Fabales; Fabaceae.
AUGGUAAGAACACACGGUGCAUCUUUUAAUUCUCGAGGUGAGAGUUCUCGAGGAGAGAGUUCGGCACAGGGCGAAACUCGGAGAAGACCUACCUCUUCCACUCAUAGAAGUCGUGCAGCUCCUAUUGAGGAUGACCCUUAUGCUGAGGAGCGAGCCUUUGAGGAGCAAACAUAUGAGGCGUAUGAGACUCAUGGUCAGGAGGAUGCAUUUGAGGCCCUUGACGACGAUGACAAUGAGGAGGAGCAUGCGGAUGUUCAUGACAUACAAGAGUAUGUCGGUGGAUUUCCUAGAGGUCCACGUGAUGGUUCAUUGCUGACGCACUAUGUUCAGCAUGUAGCUUAUGCUAUUUCACAAGGUCGGGACUUGGAGUUUGAGGAGGCUCGUACAGCCCUUGUGCAACUGCUCGGCGUUGAUGGUGGCACAGUUGGUGCUGAGAUGGAGGAUGCACGGGGUCCGAAAGUCAAACUCAGCUGGCUUAGAGAGAUAUAUGUUCAGAGAGACGUACACGCGUGUGGCAGAUAUGCCUGGGGCGUUGCUGCACUCGCCCAUUUGUACGAGCAGCUCGGAGAUGCGAGUUCUCGCCUCCACAAAGCAGAUGGUCGGAUAUUUGACUCUAUUUCAGGUACAAGUUGGAUAUACGAACAUUUCCCUUGCAUGGGAAGGAGGCGGUUGGUGACUUCUUACGAUGAUACCACACCACGUGCCAUGAGGUGGCAGAGCCCUAGGCAGGGUUCCACUCUCGCGGAGAUUCGGUCACAGUUGGAUGCGCUGACAUACAGUGGAGUUAUGGAUUCGGAUUGGGGACACCCUUUGCCGCAUUUGCCUAAGCGUGUGUUGAGGCAAUUUGGGUUUCAGCAAGACAGUCCACGAUCACCCAUUGCGGUUCCAGAUGCAGAUAUAGUGGCCAUUGAUCAUGUUUGGUUGCACUUCAGAGCUCACAUUGUGAGUAAUGUCAGACAUGCAGCAUCCCCUUCUGAUUGUGUCGAUGGGUACAUUCAGUGGUUUAGGAGGGUUUCGCAUCCUUAUACGCGACUCCAUCGUAGACCGUACCCACCUUCACCAUCUGGCGCCCUGGCUAGAUUUAGGCGAAUGGCGAGAAUGUUACAGUCCUUGAUAUCGUGUCGUCAUGUGACCGAGGGUACUGUUGCACAUCAGGUGUCAGUGGACCUGCUGCAGAUUGCUAAUGAGGGCAUCGACGAAUAUUCCCCGACUAGGAGAGGGCAGAGGCAUAUGAUCCAAUAUUUAUAUGUUUAA